GAACACUCGUAUUCUACUCCAGAUAUUGAUAGUCUGAAAAGAAAACUUCAAAUAAUGGAGAAGAAAUUAUUACAGAAAAUGAAAGAGUUAAGAGCUGCAAAAGAAAGAGAAAGACGUCCUAGAGAAACCUGUGGUACACUUCUUAGAGAGCUUUCCAGGAAAAAAAUAGUAACCAUAACACAGCAGCUAAUGGAAAAUCUGCAACAAUAUGAAGAUAUUCCAGUGGAACUUUUUGAUAAGUCACCAACUGAGUACUCAACACAUCAAAAGUCAUUUGUUUUGAUGCUGCAGUUACAUGAUUCUUCAGUUUACAGAUAUAUAAAGAACCAUAAACUUCCAUUUCCAAGUCUCCGAAUGUUGAGAAGUUGGCUGAAAUCCACUAAUGAUGGACCAGGGAUAAAUGCUUCUGUAUUACAGCUACUGCUUAAUAAACGUCUUGCCAAUCCGUACGAAUACACGUGUGCUUGUCUUGUGAUAGGUGCACUGUCACUCAGGCAGCAUGCUGUCUAUGAUGUCUGCCAGAAGAAGGUAGUUGGAUUAAUCGAUUAUGGGAACGGUCCUGAAGCAUAUAGCCAAAAUGUUGCAACUCAAACAUUGAUAUUCAUGCUUGUAGGUAUCAAUGGGCAUUGGAAAGCUCCCAUUGCUUACUUUUUAACAAAUUCUUUGACUCCAGGGGCACAGAUGGAGCUUGUGCUUCACGCGUUACAUGAAUUGAUGGAUAAUGGUUUUGAUAUCAAAUCAAUUACUCUGGAUGGAUGUGAAACAAAUAUACAGAUGUGUACCAUGUUGGGUUGUGAUUUUAGUGAUCCAGCACAUCUGCAGACUCACUUCACAAUACCAGGCACUACAAAGUCUUGCUAUGUUGUGAUAGAUGUUUAUAAAGAGGCUGGUUUACUGUGCAAUUUGAUAGAGACAUAUGAGUCUGUUAAAAGUAACAAAGGUACUAUAAGAUGGCAGCAUAUAAAGAAUCUUAAAGUACUGAAUAUGAAGUCUGGAAUAUUUGCUGGGACAAAGUCACUGCAGGACACUCAUUUUUUGUCAGAAGUUGAAGCAUCCCUAGCAGCUGAAAUAUUAAGCGACUCUGCAGCAAAGACUUUACUAAGACUUCACGACUUGAGAUAUGAAAACUUUUCUGAAAGUGAUGCGACUGCAUUCUUUCUACAGACAAUCAGUAAACUUCUUGAUGUAUUCUGUAGCCGUAGCCCAAGAAUAAAGGGUUAUAAAGGAGCCGUAGAUAACAGCAAUUUGCAGCAUAUCCUUGGGUUUCUUUCAGAAGUAAAGGCGUAUUUGCUGUCCUUAACUACAGUUGAAGGAACUAUGCUGUAUGACUACCCAAGGAAAACGUGCAUAAUUUGCUUUCUGAUAAGCAUACAGUCCUUCUGUGAAAUGCUACCACGAUUACUGACUCAUCAGAAAUAUGUUCUUACAUACAAGUUCAGCCAGGAUUUUGUGAAAAAUUUUUUUAAUGACGUUCAUGCACCAGGAGAACUGGGCUAUGAACUUACAGCAUCACAGGUGAAACAUGCUAUGAGAAAAUGGCUUAUAAGAUGUGGAAUAAACAUAGAUCAGGAUAAUGAAACUGCUAAAAACAGUAUGGAGUUCCUUACAUUGUAUGAAGAAAGAAGCUUACCAAUUAUUUUCCAGCAGCACCUGCCUUCUCCUUUUGAAGACAACAGCAUUGAAUUGCCUGAUCAUAAUUUAAUUUCUGAAACAUUGAAUUUCUUGCUCAACAAUCCAUUAGUAUAUUUUGCAGGCUGGGUUGUCCGUAAAGCAAUGACUGAGGUGGCAUGUGAUGAAUGCCGAUGUGCACUUGUCAGUGAUACUCUCCAAGUUAAUUUCUUAGAUGCGCACCACUUGUUGCAGCUGAAAGAGAACGGUAGACUGGUUAUUCCAUCAUCAGGCACAGUCAGAAUUAUUCUUAGCUCAGAACGUAAGCUAAGACAUAUGAUGAAUGCCAGCAGUAAACAAUACUCUGUAAAUCUUUUGAGAUUAGAGCACGAAGUACUUCUUGAUAUUGGCAGCUGUGAUGUGCUUGGUCUCAGUAAACACAUGGCACAGAGUCAGUGUGGCAUUGAUAAUCAUCAUUUUUACAUUCUGCGUUUGCUGGUUUCUGUAUUCUACAGGAUCCGUCAGCAGCACUUUGCAAAACUUGAACAAUGGGAAUUGUUUAAAUGCAAAAUUAAGCAGAAAUUCACUAAAACAAUGCAUUGUAAAUGUUAAGACUGCACAGGAUUUAGCAGCAUCCUGAAAUCAAGUCCAGUAAGGUGGAGAAAAUAAUUCCACUGUGAACAGUUGUUUUAUAAUGCUUUGUACUGAAUGAAAUGCCAGAAGAUUGCCAUUAUAUUCAAUGUUUUUUUUCUUCAUUUUAAUAUACUUUUACUGGAAAAUCA
Protopterus annectens (West African lungfish) is the source of this 2390-nucleotide messenger RNA. RefSeq names its product THAP domain containing 9 (gene THAP9). NCBI's taxonomy places the organism in Eukaryota, Metazoa, Chordata, Ceratodontiformes, Protopteridae. The record is from RefSeq and is a predicted model, not a curated record.